Messenger RNA from Aspergillus steynii IBT 23096, 754 nucleotides. RefSeq lists its product as uncharacterized. Bases 96 to 644 code for a protein of 182 amino acids. The record is from RefSeq and is a predicted model, not a curated record. Lineage: Eukaryota; Fungi; Ascomycota; Eurotiomycetes; Eurotiales; Aspergillaceae. The transcript has a single exon.
GGGAAGUACAUAUUGGCGGUGUUAUCUGAAACCGGAGUAUUUGAGCUCUGCCGGGCCUUAAUUUUGCUGAUGCAGUCGGUCGGAUUCUGUUGGUGAUGGCCAGGCCGGCUGGCUGGGCAUUCAGAGCACACUCAUCAGACGAUCCAAGAAAAUCAGAUCGCAACGGGAGAAAUCCCAAGCACGAAGUCUUGGAAAAGCAGCCGGGCAGGCGCCGUAGAUAUGGAGCGCCGCGCCGCAGCAACCGGCAGGGUCGGCCAUCUCCUCCGUACGGACCAUGGUCAGGGAUCAGAAGAGGGGCAGCGCUUCAGCGACGAGAAUGCAACCGAGCGAAAUGUUUCCCAGAGGUGCAUCUGGCCAAUGCUUGUUGUCCGAAAAGCGCCAGCACCGGAGGGAGGACGAGGGUCUGUCACCAAUGGGGCGGCAGAACGAGAGAAGUGGCCAGUAGCCGUCACACGCUAGGCCGUGUGAUAGCGAUGGUGAUCUGCAUGGUCGAGCAGAGCGCAUCGGCGCAACAGGACUGGUGGGAUUGCACGGGGCCUGUCAUCGAAGUAAGCGCCCGUGUGGAGAUUGCCAUCUGUGACGGCGCAUGCAUUGCUUUUGCAUUGCUGGGCUGGGCUCAAAAGUACGAGAUUCCGGCGUGGUAGAUGCGAGAACUGUCGAUCCGAUCAUGAUAUGAUUCUGUGGUGAUUGAAUACGCUGAACGCAGUAGAUGGUCGAGGAGAGGAGAGGGAGAAGAAGAAGAAGGGAAAGACGA